Messenger RNA from Haliotis rubra (blacklip abalone), 864 nucleotides. RefSeq names its product deoxyribonuclease-1-like. Gene Ontology annotation, biological process: DNA catabolic process. Gene Ontology annotation, molecular function: DNA nuclease activity. Gene Ontology annotation, cellular component: nucleus. Bases 1 to 864 code for a protein of 287 amino acids. NCBI's taxonomy places the organism in Eukaryota, Metazoa, Mollusca, Gastropoda, Lepetellida, Haliotidae. The transcript has 8 exons. The record is from RefSeq and is a predicted model, not a curated record.
AUGUUGGUCACCAUCGUUCUGCUACUGGCAUGCGCCCCCCUUGUCACCCCUACCCCGGUCUCCACCCAAAACCCCGACCUCAGGGUUGGAGUGUUUAACAUCCAGACGUUCGGCAAGACAAAGGCAAGCAAACCUGAAGUCAUGGAAACUAUCAGAAAGAUUAUCUCCACCUAUGACGUCAUGCUUGUGCAGGAGAUCCGUCAGAAGAGUGGAGAAUGUAUGGUGCAACUUCUCGACCUGCUCAACACCAACAAUGCCGAACAGUUCGCAUAUAUCGCCAGCCCCAGACUCGGGCGUACUUCGUACAAAGAGCAGUACGCCUAUUACUACAAAACAGACAAGGUGAAGGUCGUGGACACCAGGUUGUAUAAUGACUCAUCGGAUGUGUUUGAGAGGGAACCCUACAGUGUUCUGGUGGAAGUCAACACAGUCGGGGGAGGUGUUCUGAGAAUGGCUCUGACUGGCGUCCACAUCAGACCUGACGAUGCCGUCCAUGAGUUACAAGCCAUGAAAGCUGUCUACAUUGACACCAAGGACGCCUUCGGCACAGAGAACGUGGUCAUCAUGGGCGACAUGAACGCCGACUGCAGCUACGUCAAAAAAUCCGAAAUGGCAAGCAUUAAACUAUUCAACGACACCAAGACCUUUUGGUCCCUGAUCAGUGACGUUGUCGACACCACGACUUCUGACACCGACUGCGCCUAUGACAGGAUCGUCAUAGCUGGUCCUGAGUUGGAAAGUCACGUGGUAGCCUAUCAAAGGGAGGACUUCGGGGCUGAGUUUGGGCUCACACAAGAACAGCAAAAGGCUGUCAGUGAUCACUUUCCCGUCUGGGUCACCUUUAACCUCGAACCCCGACAGUAA